Messenger RNA from Thalassophryne amazonica, 1089 nucleotides. Its product is annotated as free fatty acid receptor 2-like. Lineage: Eukaryota; Metazoa; Chordata; Actinopteri; Batrachoidiformes; Batrachoididae. The record is from RefSeq and is a predicted model, not a curated record. Gene Ontology annotation, cellular component: plasma membrane. Gene Ontology annotation, biological process: G protein-coupled receptor signaling pathway; cellular response to fatty acid. Bases 1 to 1089 code for a protein of 362 amino acids. The transcript has a single exon. Gene Ontology annotation, molecular function: G protein-coupled receptor activity.
AUGCAGGACUGUCACACGGGGCUCUGCUUGUCUGUCUACAUCAUCACGUUUGUGUUGGGCUUCCCGGCCAAUACUCUCGCCUUCUACACUUUUAGCAAAAAGGUGCGACAGAAGCCAAUGCCGAUCGACAUCCUCCUCCUCAACUUGACCAUCUCUGAUCUCCUCUUCCUCCUCUUCCUGCCUUUCAAGAUGCAGGAGGUGAUAAACAACAUGAUGUGGGACAUGCCUUUCCUCCUCUGCCCGCUGUCAGGCUUCAUCUUCUACAUGACCAUCUACAACAGCACCUUCUUCCUCACCGCGGUCAGCGUGGAGCGCUACCUCGGGGUGGCUUUCCCCAUCCAGCACACUCUGAAGCGGCGGCCGAUGUACGCUGUCGCCGCCAGCAUCUUCUUUUGGAUAUUCUCCUUCAUUAACCUGAGCAUUGUGUUCAUCAUGCCCUUCGUUGGCUCUGGAAAUUCUACAAAUUUGUCUGUGAACAGCACUUUGGGACAAAAUGCCUCCAACUUUGAAGAGCUUUACAGCAACGUUUCAAAUACCAGCUUUGAUAGUCCAGUGCAUGUCAAACAUUCACUUCACAACAAUGUGGAGGUGUGUUAUGAGAACUUCACAGAUGCUCAGCUGAGGGUCCUUCUGCCGGUGCGUCUAGAGCUCUGCUUGGUACUUUUCUGCAUCCCUUUCCUCAUAAGCAGCUUCUGCUACAUUAACUUCAUCCAGAUUCUUUUAAGGCUGCAGCACAUUGGACGCCGGCGACGCCUUCGGGCCAUCGGCAUGGCUCUUGGAACAUUGCUGGUGUUUGCGGUAUGUUUCGGGCCCUAUAACGUCUCACAUAUUGUGGGUUUUAUUAUGUGGCGGAGUCCUGAUUGGAGGGACAAGGCUCUACUGUGCAGCACCUUUAACGCAUGUCUCGACCCCCUUAUCUUCUAUUUCUCCUCGGCGGCGGUGAGGGGGACUGUGGGCAACAUGAUGGAAGGUGUUAAAAGACGCCUAUUUAGUUGCGUGACCUGUCCCUCAUUCUGGGCCUUGUGGAGAGGUAUUAACAAGACUGGGAAAGAUAAGGACCACAAAGAAGACAACAUCAAUGCUAUCUAA